Messenger RNA from Phytophthora nicotianae INRA-310, 1777 nucleotides. Its product is annotated as serine/threonine protein kinase. The transcript has a single exon. Gene Ontology annotation, molecular function: protein tyrosine kinase activity; ATP binding. NCBI's taxonomy places the organism in Eukaryota, Oomycota, Peronosporomycetes, Peronosporales, Peronosporaceae. The record is from RefSeq and is a predicted model, not a curated record. The coding region runs from base 86 to 1663 and encodes 525 amino acids. Gene Ontology annotation, biological process: protein phosphorylation; cell surface receptor signaling pathway.
CCAAUGGGUAUCAUCUUGCGUCCCUGCUCCUCACUCUCAGACCCGCCCUCCCUCCACCAAGUACCUUGAUCUCAAUAUUACUGCAAUGUCUGGCGUCUGCUCGCUCGUCGCAACCUUCGUCGUCCCCGGCGUAGGUGGUCUCAUCGUCAACGUUCUAAGCAGCAUCAUCGAGCUGUGUCAGGAGCUCGAGGAGAACGAAGAGAUGUGCACUGCUGUCUACAAGCGUCUGCAGGUCGUCAGCGAGGAGCUCAGCAAGAUCUCAGACGAGGAAGCCAUGCGCCAGAACCGCGUGCUCUUCAUGUACGGCAACACGAUCGCGAACUUCCUCAAAUUUCUGCAAAAACAAGCGAAAAAAAGUUUCAUCAGGCGCCUCGCCGGUAACCGCAAGGUGGUGGCUGCGAUCCAAGAUUUCAACGAAGAUAUCGACGAAUUGUAUAAACUUUUAACUGUCGUGCACAUCCAAGAAAUGGCCAAAUGGAAGCGAGAAUGGGACGAAGAUCGACGCAAACAGGAGCAAAAGCUGCUCAGCAUGGCCACCAACCACCAGAGAAUCCUCGCGGAUAUCAGGAACCAAGACAACAAUCUGGUCGAGAGUCUGGCAAUGUUGAAAUACGAAAUGACACAUAAGAAAGCACAGAACUCCAUGGCCGCAUUGGCUAUGAUGAAGAGGACAUUUAACAAGAUCACCAGGACGUCAGGGGCUAAAGUCCCUGCUGUGCCUGAGUGGUUCAUCUCAAGUGACGACGUGGACUUCGACGUCAACGACCAAUUUGACUGUGGGUCUUAUGGGUCGGUGACUCGAGGGACAUGGGGAAAAGGGGCCAAAGUAGUGAUUAAGUCGCUACUGAUGGACGACGAUCAGGCCAAACAGUCGUUCUUUAAAGAGGUGGAAGUCUGGAGGAAACUCAACAACCCACACGUAGUCGAGCUAUUCGGCGCGUGUCAUGUGAGUACACCUGCAUUCUUUGUGUGUGAAGACGCCAUCCAUGGCAACUUCGCGGACCAUUUCAUGGAAGAUAAGGCCAAUAUUUGGAAACUGUUCCACCAAGCAGCAGUGGGUUUGGACUAUAUCCACUCACAGAAGGUGGUGCACGGCGAUUUAAAGUGCAACAACAUUGUGAUCGGCGCUGAUGACAACGCCAAGAUCUGCGACUUUGGGUUUAGCUACAUCCGCAGUCAAUCUGUGGGUUUGAGCAAGAAGGCGCAGACGGAUACUGUGCGUUGGAAAGCUCCCGAGUGUCUGAUGCCUAUGGGCGAAGAGGUAGACGUGACGAAUAAUCCGCGGUUUGCAUCGGACGUUUACUCGUUCGGAAUGUGUAUCAUUGAGGCUUUCUCGGAUGCACCUCCGUUCGCUCUGGACGACGACGAUACUAUUCUGGAGAAAUUAUUCUCUGGAGAGGAGUAUCCUCGUCCUGAAGGAAUUGCUGACGACGAAUGGGAGCUCGUGAAGCGACUUACUGAUCCGGACUGGGAACAACGCAUUAGUCUCUCGACUGCUAUUGCGGAGCUGAAGAUGUUUGCUGAUAGGGAGAACGAGCGGAACAAUGUCGACAAGACCGACCGCGUGUGUCCUGGUUGCAAUGCUAUGGUAGGAGUGGAGUUCGCUUUCUGUGGAACGUGCGGAUUCCGUGUUGGUGCCGAUACUGUUGCUACAGUCGCGUAAAACAGUGUAUUGCUAGGGUUUCAAUAGGUCGGACGCCUAAAGUGUGAGGCGUGAUUGUAAUAAAUCCUAAAAAAAAAUGUUCUUUCGUUAUGAGCUGGCGGUAUGCUCGUUGUA